AUGGGGGAGUCAGGGGGGAGUCAGGGGGGAGUCGGGGGAGACAGGGGAGUCAGGGAGGAGUCAGGGGGGAGUCAGGAGGAGUCAGGGGAGAGUCAGGAGGAGUCGGGGGGAGUGGGGGAGUCGGGGAGUCGGGAGGAGUCAGGGAGGAGUCGGGGGGAGUCAGGAGGAGUCAGGGGGAGUCAGGGGGAGUCGGGGAGACAGGAGGAGUCGGGAGGUCGGGGGGAGUCAGGAGGAGUCAGGGGGAGUCAGGAGGGAGUCAGGAGGAGUCAGGGGGGAGUCAGGAGGAGUCAGGGGGGAGUCGGGAGGGUCGGGGGAGUCGGGGGAGUCAGGGGGAGUCAGGGGAGUCGGGGAGUCGGGGAGACAGGAGGAGUCAGGGGGAGUCGGGAGGAGUCGGGGGAGUCUGGAGGAGUCGGGGGGAGUCGGGAGGAGUCGGGGGAGUCAGGGAGGAGUCAGGGGGAGUCAGGGGAGUCGGGGGAGUCGGGGGGUCCUGCGAUUGAUGAAUGGUUCAGGCGCGCAGAAGAAGUGUGGAGCGAUGCUCACGUGAGACUCCAUCGCGCCGCCCACCGUCAAAAGGAGCAGGCAGAGACCCCUGUGUACCACCCUGGGGAUCGUGUCUGGCUUUCUACCACGAACCUCCCACUCCGCCUGCCCUGCCAGAAGCUGAGCCCCCGGUUUAUGGGACCGUUCAAGGUUCUCCGGAGGGUCAACGAGGUGACGUAUAGUUUACAGCUUCCCAUUGACUACCGGCUCCCCCUCUCUGUGUCUGCAGGGAGGGACAGAGACUGUCUACAGGCUGGUGACACCUGCUCCAGUGAUGAUGCGUGCAGCCCUCGUCUGCGGACGCUGAGACAGUGUGUGGCGGGGGACGGCAGUGUGAAGCUGGGACCUGGGGCCAGGAACCAGUGUGAGAAUGCAGUCACGGCACUGCUCUCCUCCCCGCUCCACGGCUGCCAGUGUAAACGAGGCAUGAAGAGAGAGAAGAACUGCCUCAGUAUCUAUUGGAGCCUGCACCAGUCUGUCCUGCAUGGGCAAAGUCUGGUGGAGAGUUACCCAUACGAACCAGAGGAGAGGGGCUUCGACUACGUACACCUGGCCUACAUGGCUGCAGGUGAGUAUGAGGUCGGCAAAACGACGUUGAACCGUUGCCUAGAUGCAGCGAAGGCGUGUAACGUGGACGAGACGUGUCAGAAGCUCCGUACAGAGUAUGUUUCCGCCUGCAUCCAGCCGUCGGCCCGCUCAGGCCCCUGUAACAGGCCCAGGUGUAACAGGGCUCUCAGGAAGUUCUUCGACCGGGUCCCUCCUGACUACACCCACGAGCUGCUGUUCUGCCCCUGUACAGACAUGGCGUGUGCUGAGAGACGGAGACAGACCAUCAUACCAGCCUGCUCCUACGAAGACCAAGACAAACCCAACUGUCUGGCUGCACUGAGCAUCUGUAUGGCCGACUACGUAUGCAGGUCCCGUUGGGCCCAGUUUCAGUAUGACUGCCAGCCCUCAGAGCACGUUGCCAGCGGUUGUAAGCAGGACAACUACGCAGUCUGUCUCCUUGCCUACACCGGCCUCAUGGGCACUGCCAUCACUCCUAACUACCUGGAUAACUCAACGUCUAAUGUGGGUCCGUGGUGUUCGUGCUCGGCCUCCGGGAACUACAAGGAGCAGUGCGAUGACUUCCUGGAAUAUUUCCAUGACAACGUCUGCCUGAAGAAAGCCAUGCUGGCGUUUGGGAACAGGACAGACAAGCAGUCCUCCGCAGGAGCAGCAAACCAACCAGGCAUGCCCAGCCCAGCUCUCGCUACCCUCAACAACCACAUCCAGCGCCUGGCAACCACAGUCCCUGGCAUCACCAUGGAAACGGAACUUAAUGUCCUGAGAGCACAGAUACCCACUCAGGUGAAUGAGAACGAUAGACUGUGGGGUGGUGAUGGGGAAGACUGGACCCUGCCGUCCCCAGGGCUGGUGGACCAUGGAGCCCCUCCCCUCCACCUGUCUGCCCUGGGAUGGUCCCUUCCACUGGGCCUCUCCCUGCUGCUGGCUAGCCCCAACCCUGGGGCUCCAUAG
Molecule: messenger RNA, 2058 nt
Organism: Coregonus clupeaformis (lake whitefish)
Lineage: Eukaryota; Metazoa; Chordata; Actinopteri; Salmoniformes; Salmonidae
Product: GDNF family receptor alpha-4-like
Exons: 10
Coding region: 1-2058 (685 amino acids)
Biological process (GO): nervous system development
Cellular component (GO): signaling receptor complex; external side of plasma membrane
Molecular function (GO): signaling receptor activity
Source: RefSeq, a predicted model, not a curated record